GGUUUGCUUCCAACAGUGUACAUGGAGCUCAAAGAGUAACCAGUUCAGUUCACAAUGGCUUGGUAUGGUUUUUAAAAACGAGAAGCAAGUAUUUGGCGAAUCAAUAUUCAAAAUGCAUUGGGUUGUUGGUACCUGGUUAAUCACAUCUCUCCUUGGCCUUGGAAUGGGGCAUAACACUUUAUCUGAAGGAUAUGACCGGACUCUGUCAGGUUAUCAUCUGUGUAAUGAGACUGAGCUUGUUUCGGUGACUAAUGUGAUCUCCUAUCCAACCUCGUACACUCAGAGGAGACCGUGUGGUGGGUGGCUGCCAUGGACAAUGUGUGAUGUCACGGUUUAUAAGACAGAAUACCAAACACAGGUGUAUGACAUGCUCAAACAGGUUAAGAAAUGUUGCCACGGCUACGAACAAGUUGGGAGUUACUGUGCCUUGUCCUUGAACAGAAGUGCAGAAUUCACAUCUAAGCCAGGACUGUGUCCUUCAGCAAGUGGGUCUCUGAGGAAUAAUUCAAACUCCUCUGGCUCCACAUGCAAGUGGGACAUAGAUUGUCCUCAGUGGCAAAAAUGCUGUCAGACCGAAAAUAUCUCCAACAUCUAUCAGUGCUCAGACCCAGUACCACCAGCCAACAGAACCUGCUUCAAUGCGACAAUAACAGUUAAGACAAACUUUGAGCUACUAACUAUGGACAAAGGACUCUUCAACCACACCAGACUACUGCACUCUGUGGUAACUGGUGCUCUGGGAACUGCUGAAAUUUCUGUGCAUCAUGUCUGGUCAUGGUCAGCAGGGCCCUUCACAACCUCUUCAUCACUUCUGGUUUGUUCUUCUAAAGACUUCUUUCUAGAAGAAAUCAUCUCUACAAGACUGUAUCGGUUGGAAAACAUUGAGGAGGUGACUAAUGUCGUGGUUCAAGAUGUGGAUGAAUGUGCAGUUCCGGAAUUGAACAGUUGUUCUCCACAUGCACACUGCAUGAAUACAGUAGGGUCUUAUUCAUGUGCCUGUCAUCAUGGGUAUCAUGACCUCAAUUCUUCACAGCCAGGAACAGUUUGUAUGGCCCCCAGUGUCACUACGCAACCUUUCAUGAACAACACUCUCCCUGUCCCGCCAGGUAACAGAACAUACACUGAUGGAGAACAAAUGAGUAUCACCCCGUCUGGACCAUUCUGGACAUCCACUGUUGAUCCCUCUUCAUAUUCAAAUAAUCCUUCCAUCAGGCUAUCACCUUCUACAUGCGACUACAUACCUGAGAUCACCAGUCUGUUCUCUUAUGACGUCAGUGCCUCAACCUUUCAUGUGGCAUGGACCACCAACAACCAAACCGGGGUCACUUUCAACCUAGUUCUGCUACAUAGGACCACUGAGCUGGAAAACAUGUUGCAUGUAAGGAACUUUAACUGGACGUUCACGAACCUGGAUCCUGCGGUUCUUUAUAUUGUACGUGUCACUCCAUUUGCCUGUGGUAUCCGGGGAAACUCCACAGAGAUCAAAGUGAGAACAGAUGGACAGUUACUUCUAGCUGCAGUCCGCUUGACAAACGUGGAGUAUACAGAGGCCUUGAGUGACCCAAACAGUGACGCAUAUAAGGAGUUCUGUAGAAAUGUCACAAAUGAGAUUCUUUUGUCUCCAGAGAUCCGUGCACUAGUCAACUCUGGACAGGUCAUCAUCCAGAUAACAUCCCUCUCAGCUGGCAGCGUAAUCGUGAACUUUUCCAUCAUAUUUCAACCCAACAGCAACCUGAACAUGACUAGCGUGUCCAGAGAUCUUAUUGUGUCUCUACAGAACAGCUCCAUAUACGUAAUAGACAGUAGCAGUAUAUACAUAGAAGAUUUAAAUGAGUGUUUGGUGAAUGAGGCGGACUGCUCCCCAUGGGCUUCCUGUGAAAACACUAUUGGCUCAUACAUCUGUGCCUGUUGGUCUGGAUACGACGAUCAGAGCCCCAGUAGACCAGGACGCAUCUGUGCAGCAUCACCUAACGCCACAACAUCGACUGUUAAUCCCACGACAAACUAUCCUGGAGUAUCUUCAAAUUCCACUGCCACGAGCACUACAACAUCUUCUAUUACAAUAACUAUGAUUGGAAACCCAUCUAUGAGUAGUACAGUGAGCACAGCUCAUGUUCAGAGCAACACCAAAACAACAGAGUCUUCGACUUUGGCAGACAUUCCAAUACUCGCACCCAUAACACAGGACUUAACUUUCAGUCAACAUAUUAUUGGCCAUUUGACCUCAUAUGUUACUGUUGAGUGCAGCCCGGGGUAUAUAUCAGUCGUCAUAAGGCGAGUCAUCUUGCAGGUUAAUAACAUCAACGAGAGUACCCUGUUCCUCGGUAAAUCAGAAUGUCGCCUCAGCGGAAUAAAUGAAUCCCAUGUGUGGCUCACUACAGCUUGGGAUAAGUGUGGUACUACACUAGAGCAUAACAGCACCCACAAUUCAUUUAAUGUAACUCUAUUCAACAAUGUGAGCAGUUCACAGAUGGGUAAUGUUAAGCAUUUGGAAGUUCCCAUCAUCUGCUCUUACCCCAGUCGCAUCAUCAUCUCCACGGGAUACCCCCCAUCAGGGUAUUUUAAUAUGAUCAACGACCCAGUGGCAGGAUUGGGUAGCUUCCAGGUUACAGUGCGGCUGCUGAAUGGGACGUCUCCUUUACCUGAGAAUUACGCCUUCUCCCCUGAUGAGGAGGUAAUUGUGGAGGUUGGAGUCAACACUACCAUCUCCCAAAUCAAAGUGGUCAUCAGCAAGUGCUGGGCCACUUCAAGCAAUGAUUCAUCAAAGUCACCCAUCUACAUUUUUCUUCAGGAUGAAUGUGCAUUGCCAAAUUCGUACACAACUGUUCUUCAGAACGGAAACGACACUGUGUCUUUGCUGUCAGUGCGGAUCUUCUCAUUCGUGAAUCUGGACGUUAUCUACCUGCACUGCCAGGUCCACAUCUGUGUCGAACUUCAGGACAACACCUGCAGACCUGACUGUAUGGGGAGGUCAUACAGGGCUUCCAACUUAAUUGGAGCGACAAAGGCUUCCGUUGGACCCUUAAACAGAUUACGUAAAGAAACGCCUCAAAAUGAUACAUCAAAUACUCUGCAGACUGUUGGAUUUGUUCUACUUGGCGUUGGUGUGUUUCUGUUUUCCCUGGCUGCCAUCGCAGGAUUGGUGUAUCACAAAAGGAAAAUCGGGAACUACAACUUUAAUUUCAAACCACAGCAGGAGAACUUCAGCUAUCAUGUUUUUAGCACGUAACUGCUUCCGGAUAAUUAACUUUAACCGUAAACUGGGGUAUCAUUUUAUUAUUGGAUAUUACUAAUAGGCCUAUUACUAAAUAUUACCCAUUACUAUUAAUACUAAUAUUGGAUACUACUAAUAAUUUUCCAUAGAACAUUAAAAUUAAUGGUUUAAUUUAAUUAUAUUUUUUGUAAUAAAAACAUACAAACAAUCUGCUAUAAAAGUCAAUCUGUUUUGUUUUUCAUUUAUUAUUAUUUGUCAGUUCACUUUAAAAUGAAAAUUAGCCCAAGCUUUA
Molecule: messenger RNA, 3506 nt
Organism: Megalobrama amblycephala (Wuchang bream)
Lineage: Eukaryota; Metazoa; Chordata; Actinopteri; Cypriniformes; Xenocyprididae
Gene: umodl1
Product: uromodulin-like 1
Exons: 18
Coding region: 65-3229 (1054 amino acids)
Cellular component (GO): extracellular region; cell surface
Molecular function (GO): calcium ion binding; peptidase inhibitor activity; protein binding
Source: RefSeq, a predicted model, not a curated record